Daldinia childiae is the source of this 384-nucleotide messenger RNA. RefSeq lists its product as uncharacterized. The record is from RefSeq and is a predicted model, not a curated record. The coding region runs from base 1 to 384 and encodes 127 amino acids. NCBI's taxonomy places the organism in Eukaryota, Fungi, Ascomycota, Sordariomycetes, Xylariales, Hypoxylaceae. The transcript has 3 exons.
AUGUAUAUUCCAUCAGCACAAAGUGUCCUAACAGCAGGACUUGCUCUGACCGGUAGUCUCAAAGAACCAAGUACCGUAGCCGAAGGAUCAGUGAUGGACUACGCGGUCGAGAAAUGCAAAGACUCGGAAGGCAAUACGAGAUGCUCGAAACCGUUCCUCGUCUCUAAGUCAACCUGCUAUCAGCUCGAAUGGCGUACAGAGGGAGCACUUACGCAUACUACCGCCGAGAUUCGUGAUAUAAAGUCAGGCGAGCUAGUUUUCUACCGCGAUACCAACGGUGAUUGGACUCCAGAAAAGGGAGAGCUCGUCUAUCUUGAUUUCAAGCCUAAGGUCCCGGCAACAGGAAACCAGACUGUGGAUUAUAUAGUCAAGACUUGUGAAUAG